Molecule: messenger RNA, 2878 nt
Organism: Sus scrofa (pig)
Lineage: Eukaryota; Metazoa; Chordata; Mammalia; Artiodactyla; Suidae
Source: RefSeq, a predicted model, not a curated record
ACCAGAAACGAGUCCUCUGGUGAGGAAGCUGCAACCAGGCGCGGCUGCAGCAGCACCAAGAACGUGGCCACGCGCUUGGGCGAAGGAGCCCCAGGUGAUCAGACCUCAGGCUGCCUACCUCCCAGCUGGAGUUCAGUCAGUCUGCGGGGAUCUUCAAGUCUCCCUCAGCCAAACCCACAUCCGGUCCCCAGCCUCUUUGCCGGACAACCCAACUGUCAUUUGAAGAUAGUAUAUUCUUGUCCUGCAGACAUUCACAAGGAACUCCCCUCCUGUCCUGGGAGACCAUGGCCCUGGCAACCGCAGCGGGGACACGGCCACCCCUGAGGGAGGUGGCAGGGGUUCCUCUGCCUGCCACCACCGUGGACAACUGGAGCCAGAUCCAGGGCUUCGAGGCCCAGCCGGAUGACCUCCUCAUCUGCACCUAUCCCAAGUCAGGGACCACGUGGAUCCAAGAGAUUGUGGACAUGAUCGAGCAGGGUGGGGACGUGGAGAGGUGCCAGCGGGUCACCAUCCAGCACCGCCACCCCUUCCUAGAGUGGGCACGGCCACCCCAGCCUUCUGGUGUGGACAGAGCCGCAGCGAUGCCCUCUCCACGGGUGCUAAGGACCCACCUUCCCACCCAGCUGCUGCCUCCGUCCUUCUGGGAAAACAACUGCAAGUUCCUCUAUGUCGCCCGAAAUGCCAAGGACUGUAUGGUGUCCUACUUCCACUUCCAAAGGAUGAACCAGACCCUCCCUGACCCAGGCACCUGGGAGGAGUACUUUGAAACCUCAGUCAGCGGAAAAGUGGCCUGGGGCUCCUGGUUUGAGCACGUGAAAGGCUGGUGGGAGAUAAGAAAGAAAUUCCAGGUCCUCUUCCUCUUCUAUGAGGACAUCAAGAGGAACCCGAAGCAGGAAAUUCAGAAGGUGAUGCAGUUCAUGGGAAAGAACCUGGAUGGACCCGUGCUGGACAGAAUCGUCCAGGAGACGUCGUUUGAGAAGAUGAAGGCAAAUCCCAUGACAAACCAUUCCUCGGCGCCCAAGUGGAUCCUGGACCAGUCUAUCUCCCCCUUCAUGAGAAAAGGAACCGUGGGGGAUUGGAAAAACCACUUCACUGUGGCUCAGAAGGAGAGGUUUGAUGAAAUCUACAAGCAAAAGAUGGAAGGAACCUCAAUCCACUUCUGCACGGAACUGUGAGCAAGACAAAGAUGCCGCAAUGAGGGUGGAGCCCCAUCCUUCAGCCCCCACCAGGGAGUCUGGGGAAGGGUUGUCCUACAGCAUCUCUGUGAUUAGUUAACAGUAGGCACCAACUUCACCUCUAAAACAGAUCACACCUAGUGCUCACUUUCCCAACCAUUCUUUCCAAAGCAAGAAAGGAGAUGGCUUAAUAAACUAGGUGAAAGACCAGACUUGAAUACUGCAAAGAUUUUUAAAAUCUCUUUUAUUUCUGAAAGUGCAUCCUAGUUCUCUAAUCCGUAACCUAACAAUACCUGGAAUGUCAGUAUGAAAAUGUUAGUUUAUAUCUCUAAUAAGAAUAUGAAAUUUCCAGGAGUUCUCUUGUGGCACAGCAGAUUAAGGAUCCAGCGUUGUCACUGCAGCAGCUCGGGUCAUGCCACGGUGUAGGUUCAUUCUCUGGCCCAGGAACUUCCAUGAGUCCUGGGCUUGCCCCCCACCCCCUCACCCUCCCCCCAAAAAGGAAUAUGCAGUUUCUGACAUCUGUCAGCCAGGUCACAAAUUUCCAACUUUUAGUCCCAACUACUGUCAUUCCAAAGCUGAGAGCUGUAGGAGAGUUUGUUGGGCGACCCAGUGAUAAUGGUGAUUACAGGUACAUAAGCUUCCGAUUAGCACUUUCUACUACAUGAAAAAGUUGUCUGAAUCCCCUAAAGAUGGCAAUUUUAGACCGUAACUUUUUUGCUGUUUGGUUCUGCAUCUUACUCACCUUUGUAGAAAUUAACUGAGAGAACGCCGAGCCACCUUCAUUAACAUUCACAAAUGCAGCUCCUCCUCCUUAUUUCCAGGGCAAGGCUGUGACCCUUCAGAAUUCUUCAAGCUCCCUUCAGGUACAGUCAGUUAACUGGCAGUAUUUAAUUUUUUUUUUUUUUUUUUUUUUUUUUUUUGUCUUUUUAGGGCCACACCCAUGGCACAUGGAGGUUCCCAGGCUAGGUGUCGAAUUGGAGCUAUAAUUGUCGGCCUACACCAGAGCCACAGCAACGCCAGAUCCAAGCAGCGUCUGCAACCUACACUACAGCUCAUGACAAUGCCGGAUCCUUAACCCACUGAAUGAGGCCAGGGAUCAAACCCGAAACCUCAUGGUUCCUGGUCGGAUUCGUUUCCGCUGCGCCACGACAGGAACUCCUGUAGUAUUUAAAUAUUUCUGUGUUUAAACUUCAGACUAAACAGUGAUAGGCAGUUGUUGUAAAGACAAAGAAGCAGAAAGUGUGUCUUCACUUUUGCCAAUCAUGUGACUCCUUGGCCUUUUCAUUUGUAUUCAGAGUUUGGUGAAAUUUAAGAGCGUGAACCAUGAUGUAUAAAAUGUUUGUUCACGCAGAAACCAGUUUACUGAUUUUGAAUAAUAACUUGAAAAUUAACAUUUACUCUCUUCUUUAUUGAUCAGUUAUUUGUUUUAAAACUCGAGGGUGAAUCAGGAAAACGAAACGUUACAUCUGUGGUGUGAUUUAGUCAGUGUCUGAACUGUACUUUUUAUAGAUGUUUUCAUUUUACAUGAUUUUCGUAUUUCUGGAAUGAAUCUAUAUACAAAGUUGAAUAGAAAUUUCACUGACUUUACUGACCAUUAUUUUUUCUACUCAUGAUUAAUACUGAAAAUAAUUCUGUUGUAUAUGGGAGGAAAGUGGUGAAAAUAAAAAUGAUUUGCUCCAGAGGCAGAUAAAUGGUGAAACUCA